AUGGUCUAUGAACUAAAUGAGAUGAUUAUGAAUAUUAUACCAGGUGAAGGGAGAACAUAUUUUAGCUCAGACAGUAUAUGCAAAGCAAGUGUAAAGACAAAUGAUGAAGAUCUUUUGUAUCCAGUUGAAUUUUUGCAUGGUUUGAAAUUUAAUGGCAUCCCUAAUCAUGAGAUGCGACUUAAGGAAGGUGCUCCUGUAAUGCUCCUUAGAAAUCUAAAUCAAACAGAAGGCCUAUGCAAUGGCACAAGAUUGAUUAUCAGGCAUCUUGAUAAAUGGUUCAUUAGAGGCAACAUCAUUUAUGGAACAAAUAUUGGUGAAAAUGUCACAGUUUCAAGAAUUAUUAUGUCUCCCAAUGAAUCAAGAUGA
This is a messenger RNA of Humulus lupulus (European hop), 366 nucleotides long. RefSeq lists its product as uncharacterized. The transcript has a single exon. NCBI's taxonomy places the organism in Eukaryota, Viridiplantae, Streptophyta, Magnoliopsida, Rosales, Cannabaceae. Bases 1 to 366 code for a protein of 121 amino acids. The record is from RefSeq and is a predicted model, not a curated record.